This is a messenger RNA of Momordica charantia (bitter melon), 642 nucleotides long. NCBI's taxonomy places the organism in Eukaryota, Viridiplantae, Streptophyta, Magnoliopsida, Cucurbitales, Cucurbitaceae. The record is from RefSeq and is a predicted model, not a curated record.
AUGGGACUCCCGUGGCAAUUGCUUUUGCUGAUCAUUUCUUGUUUGGGUUACGAAGCAGGCGUUCUGAAGGGCGCCGUUGGGUUCGCCUGCAACUGGGGAACGCGCUCCUCGCACCCGCUCCCGCCGGACAUAGUGGUCAAAUUGAUGAAGGACAAUGGGUUCAACAAAGUGAAGCUCUUCGAAGCCGACCCCGGAGCUCUUCAAGCCCUCGGCAAUUCUGGCCUCCAAGUUAUGCUUGGUGUGCCUAAUGAAUUCUUGGCCCCCCUUGCCACUAGUGUACGUGUUGCUGAGAAUUGGGUCUCCAAAAAUGUCUCCUAUUUCGUUUCCAAUUUUGGCACCGAUAUCAGGUAUGUGGCGGUGGGGAAUGAACCUUUCCUAAAUGCGUACAACGGUUCAUUCCUUCAAACCACAUUUCCGGCGCUGCAGAACAUUCAGGCGGCGCUGAUAAAGGCCGGCUUGGCGCGGCAAGUGAAGGUCACAAUCCCUCUAAACGCCGACGUUUACGAGACCGAAAACGGCCUCCCCUCCGGCGGCAACUUCCGGCCGGACAUCCGCGAUCUGAUGGUCAACAUCAUCAAGGCAAAUUGCCUGCCAUGGGAAUGGGAUCACCUUGCUCCUCGCGCUCUUGAUUUUGAUUCUUAA